AUGAUGGACGAGGAAGACGAGGAUGGAGUGGACUAUGAGGUUGACUCAGAUGAAUCCGGUGGAUCCGAUACUUCAGAUGAUAACGAAGAGGCGGAUCCGAUCCCCUCUUCUUGGAACCAUGAUUUGUCGGAGGCAAUGAUAGUCUAUGAUCGGCAUGAUUCUGCCUGGGAGUACAGCAUGAACACCAUCUCAGUUGGUGCUAGAUAUGCUGACAGGAGACAUCUGCAGGAAGCAAUCACUCAGUGGGCAAUGAACACGCAAAGGGUAUUCAGAACCACCGUUUCAAGUCAGAAAUUCUUGACAGUGGUCUGCAGCGAUGCUAGAUGUCCAUCAAGGGUGCAUGGGUACUGUCCGAAGUAUGACACAACAUGGGUGGUGAGCGACUUUGGGCCGCACACAUGUGUCCUUAAGAGUAUGUUGAAGGAUCACCGAAACCUUACAUCCACUCUUAUUGCUCGCCUGUUCUACAAGGAGAUUGUAGAGAAUACAACAAUGGGGGUUAAAGCCAUCCAGAAAAGAGUUCACCUUCAAUAUAAGUAUGUAAUUGAAUAUGGCAAGGCAUGGAGGGCUAAACAGACGGCACUGGAGAACAGAUUCGGGACCUUCUAUGAUGCUUAUGACGGUGUCGUCCGUCUCCUGCAGACAUUGAAGGACCGGAAUCCGGGCACCCAUGUGGACAUACAAGACUUUGUGAUACCAGAGUUCCCUAAUGUUAGGGUUCUGCACAGGGUGUUUUUCGCAUUCAGCAUAUGCAUCGAGGCUUUCAUGCACUGUCGUCCGGUGAUGUGUGUAGAUGGAACUUUUCUGACUGGGAGGUACAAGGAACAAAUUCUGACAGCAAUUGGAGUGGAUGGCAACAAUCGAGUUGUGCCUCUCGCAUUUGCAUUUGUUGAGAGCGAGAACACUGCUAGCUGGUUAUGGUUCUUCAGGCAGUUAAAAAAAUCGAUAGUGAAAGAUCGCGAAAAUGUGUGCGUGCUCCAUGACAGGCAUGCAGGUAUACUUGCGGCUAUCAAGACGCUGGUAGAAGCCGGACCUGAUGAAGAGACGCCAUGGCAAGAUAUGCAUAGUAGGUGGUGCAUGCGCCACCUGGGGGCCAAUUUCUUCUCGCAGUUUAGGAGUAAGGGUCUUAUGAAUCUGUUCAAGAAGUUGUGCAAGCAGAAUCAAGAAUGCAAGUACACUUUUCUCCGCGGCAAGCUGGAUUAG
Lolium perenne is the source of this 1203-nucleotide messenger RNA. RefSeq lists its product as uncharacterized. NCBI's taxonomy places the organism in Eukaryota, Viridiplantae, Streptophyta, Magnoliopsida, Poales, Poaceae. The record is from RefSeq and is a predicted model, not a curated record.